This is a messenger RNA of Diabrotica balteata, 997 nucleotides long. NCBI's taxonomy places the organism in Eukaryota, Metazoa, Arthropoda, Insecta, Coleoptera, Chrysomelidae. The record is from the annotation of a GenBank genome assembly.
GGGGAACAAAGAGGUGGUCCAAUCAACAUAACCAAUCUCUUGCAACGUCACCAGUCAUGGUACCAGUCUCCUCGAAACUUUUGUGAACGGUAAAACGAGAAGUAUAUUUUUGCAUUGUUUUGGUCUACAUUUCAGUUUUUGACACAUUCAGAGAGGUUAAGGUCAAUAUUGGAACAAAAUGGAUAUUAUUUUUUUCCUUCCUCUUGGGAUUGCGAUAUUAUAUUUAUUAUCAGGAAUACGCAAACACAAAUCAUAUGUGGGUAUCUCCGCAAAAACGCAGUUCCUCUACUCUGUAGCGGUUCUUGUAAAUUGCAACGUUUCCAUAGUCUACAUAUUGCUCAUAGUAAUUCCCUCAAUUGUGGCUUUUGCUUUAGCCUUUAAGAUGAGGGACACGUACGAAAAAGAAGCGGACAGUUUUUGGGCAGAAAUUCUUCUUACAGCAGCUUUGAUUUUCUCCAUUUUCUUCUAUCCUUAUUUUUCGUCCUUUGGGAUACUCUCUGCUUUUGGCGAUUAUAUAGAAGCAGUAGCAUUUAUUCCCCAGCUAUAUAUGAUGUGGAACAGCAAAAAAACUACCAAACACAUGAAAGUAUAUACCUACCUUUUAUUCUUGCAUAAGAUACUGAACAUAUUAUUGUGCAUAUACUUCUACUGGUUCAUUGGUCAGUACAGUAUAAGAUAUUCGGUAGUUUUGAUUAUAAAUUUCUUAAUUAUGUUAGUUGCUGUAGUAACUGUACGCUCUAAACGAAUUAUCCUACACUCCGAAGAGGAAAAGAUGGAUACUAAAGCUCAAAAUAUCUUCCUCGUCAGUGCUGGGUUAGCACCACCCAUUACAACUACCAAACCUGAUGCUGCUCCUGAUACCACAAAUGAAGUGAACAAGCCGUCGUUAGUAUAAUGUUCUUAUAAAUUACAAAUACGAAAAUAAAUUGAAUAUGUGAAUUAUUUUUUUAUAUACAUUUGUACUUGUAUACUGAAUAAAAGUAAAAGAUUAAUCUCA